GGAAAAGCAUAAGUUUCAUCUCCAGUGCGCAGUAAGUACGACUACUAGCGAGAUGCCGCGCAGACGAAUUCCGGCUUCUCACGACGACCUCCGCGCGAACAGCGGGUGAGUUCGGUCGUAGAGAUGCCCUGUCCCUUCAAACGAUGUUAGGGUGGAUCGGAUUUCUUGUGUGCGAACCAUUCCCUCAUCCGCUGAUUCCGCAGACCUCUGGUUUGUCCCGAAUCGCGGGGUGUCGUCGGCAGUGGGGGAAGAGGAAUCUGAAAAUCUUCGAUCGAGCAAUCAUGCACAGGAAAGAACGAAGCAGGAUAGCGUGAGGCACGUGGUAAAUUCAGCUUUUCAGUAGCGAAGCAACUGGCCUCUCCUCCCGCGUCGUAAUCACUGCACGUUUGGCGGACGUCCGGCGGAACAAAAAACCGCUCUUCAUACUCAAUCCUGUCAGCGAGACGAGAGACCACGGAAGCUUUGAUUCUGCUGGACGUUGGAGUUGGUCGUGGCAGGAGAAGCAGUUGGUAAUAUGCAGAUCGCAUUUGAAGCGGUCGUUUUGGCAAGAAGAAACAAGCAGGAAAUCCAGUCGCAAAACCGUGGCCGACAGCGACUUCUACGGAAGCUACCCCGUUCCUGGAGGAGCACCAGCUGGGAACGUGCAGUGGUACUACUACACUUGAAUUUAUCCUGAUGCGCAUCUGUAUUAAAUCUGAAAAACCACAACUACAUGUAGUAUCGACUUUAUACAAAUCUCGCCUAGAGUUGGUCAUGAGUUUGAAAAUCUCCAAAACAGGUUUGCCGGAUUCUUCAAACCGGUCCAGCGGAUGGAAUGCGCUUUCAUGUUUUUUGGGCGCGUGCUGCUGCGCAAACUCACACAAAGUCGACCAUUGUCCACGAAUACCAGCUGACGAACGGCUUCUACUUGUCCGAUCCUGCCGCGCCGUUUACGCCUUCGUGCGAAGAGAAUCUCCUUCCUUCUGUGGCUGUGGAUUGCGAAGGAGGCGAUCUGCAGUCUCUUUGUGAAUCCUUGGUCGCAAUAAAGCCACCCAGAUAUAAGCCUGUGAUGCGGAGGAUGGAGGUGGAGCCGACUGCAGCUCUGAAGAUGUCGCUCGAGACAAGUUCCGUCGUAGAACAGCGGAAGCAUCUGUCGGGCUAUUGUGAAAAGCAGUAGAAGCGGUGCUAAGAUAUGUCGGAUUCACCUCCGGCUGAAAAUCGGAUCCACGUGAUACGGCUGAAACUCGGGAUCACCUUUGGCUGAAAAGCGGAAUACCUCGUAGUGCCCGAACCAGGUGUAGGUGCGGAUCAGAAAACAGUCGCGGCCCCAUCACUUCCGCUUCCCGAGCACCAUGUGCGGCGACGACAGAGAACUCCAUGAUUACAGCACGGCUUACCCUUGUUACUGUUUCUGGUGUAAGUGGACAAGGCCCUGCUCGUGCAGAUCGGCUGAUGAAGCUGAAAUAAACGAGAAUAGCUGUUUCCAGAAAGGGCACAACGGGUGGCCGCACCACUCGUGCCAGAAUUUCGGGUCAUUAAAUGCCCCGGGGACGAACUACAACUAGCGACUGCUGGGUGCCAGCAACUUACUACUUAUCCGCGCAUUAACUUUCUCGCGUCGCCGAUGUCGGUGUCGGCAUCCGCUAGUACGACACAUUUCUUCACCUGCUGGCUAAGGAGGUAAGUGCGUGCUGCUCAUGCGGGGUUGAUAACGAGAAGAAGUGGCUGAUACAUCAAAGCCAACCACCACCACGAAUUUCAGCUGACGAGCAACUUCCACUUUUCCGAUCCUGCGUGGUCCCUUUAGGGCGAAGAACAGGAGAACCUUCUCUGGCUCCUGAAUGAGGCGACUGGCGGUCUUCUUGUGAACUUUCGCAGGAGCCAGCCGAGUAAGUAAACCUGUGGUGGUGCGGAGAAAGCAGCGGAGGACUGAAGUUUCGUCAGCGCAGCUCAAAAAGAAUUUCAUCGCAGAACAGCGGAAACAUCUUCUGUCGGGCUAUCGCGGAAAGCAACAGUGCUUGCGGUAGCGAAGCACGAGCACUGCGGCGACUUGCUCUCACGAGCCUUUUCUACUUCUACAGCAUUCUUUUCUACCGCUGCCGAGGCUCGCUGUUGGAAAUGAAACUGACGGAACGCAGCGCUACGGAUGCACAGCUUUGCGAAAACGCAUUACGCACAACAGGGACACCGAUACAGCAUGAAGAAAGUAGCCCUUCGUGGUACGUAAAUGCUCGAGAUAAAAAAAACGGAAUAAAUUCUUCUUUCGCAUUGUUCCAACCUUUUGUUGGCAAUGACGUUCUUCAACCUUUUGUUGACAAUUACGCACACCCUGCAUACAUGCAUACAUCAACAUUUUGUUGACGGCGCCUUUUUGCUUUAUUUCGAAGAAAAAACUAC
Amoebophrya sp. A120 is the source of this 2376-nucleotide messenger RNA. The record is from the annotation of a GenBank genome assembly. Lineage: Eukaryota; Dinophyceae; Syndiniales; Amoebophryaceae.